Molecule: messenger RNA, 3403 nt
Organism: Ictalurus punctatus (channel catfish)
Lineage: Eukaryota; Metazoa; Chordata; Actinopteri; Siluriformes; Ictaluridae
Gene: gch1
Product: GTP cyclohydrolase 1
Exons: 6
Coding region: 1-780 (259 amino acids)
Biological process (GO): tetrahydrofolate biosynthetic process; tetrahydrobiopterin biosynthetic process
Cellular component (GO): cytoplasm
Molecular function (GO): zinc ion binding; GTP cyclohydrolase I activity; GTP binding
Source: RefSeq, a predicted model, not a curated record
AUGAUGGAGCGCUCCAAACCGAGUCAAAGAGAAAGCGAAGCCACGUCCAGCAACGACGCUGCCCUGAACGGACUUCUGGACGGGAUGGAGAAGAUGCCCAAGUGGAACGGCACACCUAAAGAGACGCCCAAAGGUGAGAAGUCCAGCGGCACCCGCGCCCCGUGUUCGUCUGUGAUGGAGAGCUGGAGGGAAGAGCGCACUCGGAGCGUGGAGGACAACGAGAUGAGCCUGCCGGGUAUCGUCACCGCCUACACCACCAUCCUCAGGGGUCUGGGAGAAGAUCCGCAGAGACAAGGCCUGCUGAAGACGCCUUACCGGGCGGCCACGGCCAUGCAGUUCUUCACCAAGGGUUAUCAGGAGAAAAUCAUAGAUGUUCUGAACGACGCCAUUUUCGACGAAGACCACGACGAGAUGGUGAUCGUGAAGGACAUCGACAUGUUCUCCAUGUGCGAGCACCACCUCGUCCCCAUCUUCGGCAGAGUCCACAUAGGCUACCUACCUAACAAGAGGGUUCUCGGCCUCAGCAAACUGGCAAGGAUCGUUGAGAUCUACAGCAGAAGGCUGCAAGUGCAGGAACGUCUCACCAAACAGAUCGCCGUCGCCAUCACCGAAGCUCUACAGCCCGCCGGAGUCGGAGUGGUCGUCGAGGCAACUCACAUGUGUAUGGUGAUGCGAGGCGUGCAGAAGAUGAACAGUAAAACAGUGACGAGCACUAUGCUGGGCGUUUUCCGCGAGGACCCCAAAACCAGAGACGAGUUCCUCACACUGAUCCGGAGCUGAGACGAGCCACGUGUGGAUCAGACAUCCUUCUCCGACGCGUCCAUCCUUCACCAUCAUGUUGUUUCUGUACUGGCCUCGAAGGGGAGGUUGUGCUGCUGGCGAGUGUGUUCUCCCAGCACUUGCUAUCUCAGAGUGGGAGAUACCUCAGUUAAACCACCCCUCCUAGUGUUUUUACGUGUGUGUGUGUGUGUGUGUGUGCGCUCCAGCGCACAGAGAUUUUGAGUGCUUUUUCAUGGUUUUCAGAUGGUUAUAGGUCCACAGACUCAAAUUCUAAUAUAGCCGACAGUUUUCAUCACUGUAACAACAUCAUCAUGGCAACAAGUUUUUUGACAAAUGAUAAAAGAUUUUAAAAAAUGUAAAAACCCUUUUAGCCACUCAUAUUUAUUCAGUUGCCAGAUGCAUUAUACCACCAUAAAUACCACUCGGUGUCCUAACACUGACUCGCUGACAGACCUAGGGUGAUUUUAAACAGGGACGCUACCGCUGCCGUAUUUCUAUCCAAACACGUGUGAUCUGACCCGCAUUAGAGCUGCAGUAUGUAACUUUUUUUUUUUACUUUUUAAAAAAAGGUGAAAUGAGUAGAAAUGUUCAGUCAGUGUAAAAAACAAACAAACAAAAAAAAUCCACACACACACACGCACGCACAAAAACUGUGUACUUUCGUUGCUGCAAGUCACCAUGGAAAACCUGAAAUAUUAAUUAGACCUGUCGGGUUGUAUUUCAUGAUUUUGGGUUGUGCUACCCCCUAAUACCUUAUACUCUGUAUGAACAGAAAAACUCACAACCUAAUCGAAUUUAAGUGAGAGGAAAGUGACGGAUGUUGGGGAUAAUGGGGGUGUAUUCCCAAACAAUGCUCUUAAUUUUGAAUUGUUGAUAAGAAUAAUAAACAAUUGAAUCAAAGUCAUAAAAUGUAGUAAAAGCAUAAAUAGAAUAUACACAUCACAUAGAAACUUAACACAUACAGGUACGAGAUUCUGAUUUAAACUGAUAGAUGCUGUGAUUCUGAUUGGUUUAAACUGAUAGCGGUAAGAGAUUCUGAUUGGUUUAAAUUGAUAGCGAUAAGAGAUUCUGAUUGGUUUAAACUGAUAGAUGCUGUGAUUCUGAUUGGUUUAAACUGAUAGCGAUAAGAGAUUCUGAUUGGUUUAAACUGAUAGAUGCUGUGAUUCUGAUUGGUUUAAACUGAUAGCGAUAAGAGAUUCUGAUUGGUUUAAACUGAUAGAUGCCGUGAUUCUGAUUGGUUUAAACUGAUAGCGGUAAGAGAUUCUGAUUGGUUUAAACUGAGAGGUUGUUUCUUGCUUUAAUCUGAUGGCCUGAAAGAAUAAACGGCCAUAAAUUUAAUCUGAACUUAAACACAUGAAUUGUUUCUGUAAUUCACCCAUUUUUCUGUUAAACUUUUAAUCCCAGAUCCGUGUAUCCAAACUGUACUGUCACGUGUCACGUGUCGGUGUGUGAGGUGUGUAGUUCAGUCAUCAAACUGUAUUAACUCUGUUCCGUGCACCCGAUGACCCACGCAUGAUCCACUCGGCACCAUGUCGUGUCCUGUCCGUGUGAGCGCGUUACUGUACCGAAGGCCGUCAGUCUUCUUCACUCCUCUGAUAUAGGACCAUCUUUUUCUUUUUUCUUUCUCUUCUUUCUCGCUGUUGUGCAAGGACCAAAGUUUGAAGUUGAGAUAUGAAAACGAUCUGAACUUUGAUAACGAUGUUGAUCAGUGUGAGCAUUUUCCCUCUCGCAGCGCCGGUGAUGCACGCGAUCGAAAUCCAAGCCUCAAAGAAAACAUAGUUUACUACUCAGAUAUUUAUAUACAUGUCAAAUGUUCAUAACGUCCAGAGAAAUUUCUAUUAACUCGUCAUGAUGAUGUGUGUGUGUAUAUAUAUAUAUACACACACACACACACAAAAUAUAUGAUCUAUUUUAUUUUGAAUGUACCACCUAAAGUAAUUUGUUGUGUUUUCAUGUUUUGAAUGAUAUAUUCAGAAGAAUGAAUAUAUAUAUAUAUAUAACUUUUGAGAUAUAUCAUGUAUGGAUGUAUGGAUGUGGGUGUUCUUACGUAAACGUAAGUGAGAAAGCGAACACUUGACGUUGGUGUUCCAGUCCUGUUCAUGUGGCCUUCACAGGGACUCCCCCAGUCCUGAGUACACUUCAGUGUUCAUUUACAGCAAACUGAUGUUAAGUUCAUCGAAUAAAUUCUGUUUGAAAAUCGCUUGUAACCGUGCUGAAAGUUUUUGUUUUUGUUAGAAGAAGCAGAAAAACAUCCCGCGGCAUAUCUUCGGAUAGUUCAGGAUUCUUUGCUUUCUGAAGGAUUUAUACUUGGAACCUAAGGUUUAUUAUUAUUAUUAUUAUUAUUAUUAUUAUUAUUAUCAUCAUCAGAUUCCUGUUCUUGGCUUACAGGAAUGGAACCCGAUGUGGUCUGCUGCUGCUCUAGUCCACCCCGCUCAACCUUUGAAGUCUAGUGCUUGCCGAGAUGCUUCUUCUACACGUCGUGGUUGUAAAGCGCGGUGGAUAAUUUACCGGAGCCUUCCUGUUAGCGCGAACCCUCCGAUCUCGCUCGUCUACAAGAUGUUUCCACCCGCCCACAGAACCGGUGUGUACGCAGGUGUUCCUAUUAAAGUGGCCAGUAGUCGUA